Messenger RNA from Cooperia oncophora, 1338 nucleotides. NCBI's taxonomy places the organism in Eukaryota, Metazoa, Nematoda, Chromadorea, Rhabditida, Trichostrongylidae. The record is from the annotation of a GenBank genome assembly.
AUGAAGAUUUAUCGUCCACUGUGGGAAGACGGGGCUUUUCUGAUGCCCCAGCAGUUUCAGCAGCAGGCUGCCUGGGAUGUUCAUCUGGCAGACAGCGUUGCCAGAAUGGGGCUGGCGCAUCCAUGGGGCGUGGUGGCUGCAGAGUUUGAUGACUCUCUGUUACCUCUUUCACGGUUGAAUGCCACCCGUCUGAUUGUUCGUUUCCCGGACGGAACGCUUAUUGAUACGGAACGCGCGGAUAAUCUGCCUCCGGUCUGUGAUUUAUCGACGGUUUCUGAUCGUUCCCUGGUGGAUAUUGUGCUGGCACUACCGUUACUGAAUGCUAACGGUGGCAACCUUGAUAAUGGCAGUGAGAGCGAGCGUCCGCGUCGCUGGAAAUCAGAAAGGGUGAAUGUGCAGGAGCUGGCCGGGCAUGAGCAAAGCGAAGUGGCGGUAUUGCGGCAUAACCUGACUCUGCGCAUGGCUCAUCAGGAAAAUGCUGCCUGGCUGACCUGUCCCGUUACCCGUCUUGUUCGUGAUGCACAGGGACAGUGGUGCAGGGACCCGCGUUUUAUUCCCCCUCUGCUGACGCUGUCUGCCAGUCCUUCGCUGAUGACUGAACUUGCGGAGUUGCUUCAUCACCUGCAGGCGCGUCGCCAGCGACUGAUGUCCAUGCGUCGGGAGAACAAUGCCCGUCUUGCGGAUUUUGCAGUGGCGGACGUGUCGUUGUUCUGGUUGCUGAAUGCCCUGAACAGUGCGGAGCCUGUUCUGAAAGAGUUGCUUGACAUGCCUUACCGCCACCCGGAACUGUUGUACAGGGAGCUUGCCCGACUGGCAGGCUCCCUGCUCACAUUCUCGCUUGAGCAUAAUGUGGAUGCGGUUCCGGCAUACCAUCAUGAAACACCUGAAAAUGUUUUCCCACCUUUGCUUUCUUUGCUGAACCAGCUGCUGGAGGCAAGCCUGCCUUCCCGUGUGGUCUUCAUUGAACUGAAACAAAAUGGUGUGAUGUGGGAGGGGGCAUUACAUGAUGCGCGUCUGCGCGAAGGGGCUGAUUUCUGGCUUUCAGUGCGCUCUUCCAUGCCCGGGCAUGAACUGCAGACGAAGUUUCCGCAGCUAUGCAAAGCCGGAAGCCCCGAUGAUGUGUCUGAGGUGGUGAAUGUGGCGCUGAGCGGGGUCAUUAUCCGUCCGGUUACGCAUGUACCGGCGGCCAUUCCACUCCGGCUGGAAAACCAGUAUUUCGCGCUGGAUUUAAGUACGGAUGCGGCCCGGGCGAUGCUGGACGCGGGGCGUUGUACUUUCUACACCCCGGCAUCGCUGGGGGAUGUGAAACUGGAACUUUUUGCGGUGCUGCGGACAUGA